This is a messenger RNA of Rotaria sp. Silwood2, 366 nucleotides long. Lineage: Eukaryota; Metazoa; Rotifera; Eurotatoria; Philodinida; Philodinidae. The record is from the annotation of a GenBank genome assembly.
AUGCAAGCUGCAUCCAGCCGAUAUGAUAUGGACCGUUUUGGUAUGUUAUUUAGGCCAAGCCCAAGGCAAUCCGACUUAAUGAUAGUAGCAGGAACAUUAACUAAUAAGAUGGCCCCUGCCUUACGCCAAGUCUAUGAUCAAAUGACUGAACCAAAAUGGGUGCUCUCAAUGGGAAGCUGCGCUAAUGGGGGAGGAUAUUAUCAUUAUUCAUAUUCAGUAGUGCGUGGUUGCGAUCAAAUUGUUCCUGUGGAUGUGUAUGUACCUGGCUGUCCUCCUACAGCUGAAGCCUUAAUUUAUGGUUUAAUACAAUUACAAAACAAAAUUAGAAGAACCACGAGAUUUAGUAAUAUGACAGUUAAUAUUUAA